UGCUCCCCUUGCUCAGGGAGGAGGGAGGACCUGGAGGAGGAAACAACAGUGGAGCAGGGCUGCGGCUCCGAGAGAGACAAUGUGCGCCUCUGUUCUCCCGCUAGCCCUCUCUUCCCAUUCUGAUCCAGAAUAACAAUAAUGUUUUCUCAGACAAGCCUUUUUGUGUCAUGGAUGGCUCUGGACUGUGACAGCGAGCUGCAAUAACAAGGAGUGAUAUUGUUUCUGUUGGGGCAGGUGGGAGCAGAGUAAAGAAAGGGAGUGUGGUUUGAGAGGACUCAAAGCCAUCAGGACUCAGGUCUAUGGAAAUGCAGGAUCUAGCCAGUCCUCACAGCCGAGUAAGUGGAAGCAGUGAAUCUCCUAAUGGUCCCAACCUCGACAACUCGCACAUUAAUAACAAUUCCAUGACACCCAAUGGCACUGAAGGAGAUAACAUCACAAUGCUUACCACUGCAGACUGGUUGUUAGGUUCUAGUUCACAGUCCACUGCAGUUAAAACCGAGCCAAUGACCAGCAGUGAAAUCGCCUCCUCAGUAGCAGACACCUCUCUAGACAGCUUCUCAGGAUCAGCUAUUGGAACCAGUGGCUUCAGCCCAAGACAAACUCACCAGUUCUCUCCGCAGAUUUACCCUUCCAACAGAACAUAUCCGCAUAUUCUUCCUACUCCUUCAUCCCAAAAUAUGGCUGCGUAUGGGCAGACGCAGUACACCACAGGAAUGCAGCAGGCCGCAGCUUAUGCUAGCUAUCCUCAGCCUGGACAGCCCUAUGGCAUCCCAGCCUACGGCAUAAAGACAGAAGGGGGUCUGAGCCAGUCCCAGUCCCCGGGACAGACGGGCUUCCUAAGCUACAGCUCUGGCUUCACCACGCCACAGACAGGACAGGCCCCCUACAGCUACCAGAUGCAGGGUGGUACUUUUACAACUACGUCAGGAUUGUAUGCAGGAAACAACUCCCUGACAAACUCAACUGGUUUCAACAGCACGCAACAGGACUACCCCAGUUAUCCAGCUUUUGGCCAGGGCCAGUAUGCUCAGUAUUACAACAGCUCACCCUACACUUCACCUUACAUGACAAGCAACAACACCAGCCCCAGCACGCCCUCCACCACAACCACCUACACCCUCCAGGAGCCACCCGCUGGUAUUACCAGCCAGGCCCUCACAGAUAACCCUGCAGCAGAGUACAGUACCAUCCACAGUCCAUCAACCCCCAUUAAAGAUUCAGAUUCAGAUCGAUUGCGCCGGGCCUCAGAUGGAAAGUCACGUGGCCGAGGAAGGAGGAACAACAACCCAUCACCACCGCCCGACUCCGACCUUGAGCGAGUUUUCAUCUGGGACCUGGAUGAAACAAUCAUCGUUUUCCAUUCCUUGCUUACGGGUUCUUAUGCCAACAGAUAUGGACGGGACCCUCCGACAUCUGUGUCAUUAGGCCUGAGGAUGGAAGAAAUGAUCUUCAACUUGGCGGACACACACUUAUUUUUCAACGACUUAGAGGAAUGUGACCAGGUCCAUAUCGACGACGUUUCCUCCGAUGACAACGGCCAGGAUCUGAGUACAUAUAACUUCAGCGCUGACGGUUUCCACGCAGCAGCGACCAGUGCCAACCUGUGUCUGGCCACAGGCGUGAGGGGAGGUGUGGACUGGAUGAGAAAACUGGCCUUCCGCUACAGACGAGUAAAAGAAAUCUACACCACCUACAAAAAUAACGUAGGAGGUCUGCUGGGCCCAGCCAAAAGGGAAGCCUGGUUGCAAUUGCGAGCAGAAAUUGAAGCCUUGACGGACUCCUGGUUAACACUGGCACUGAAAGCACUAACAUUAAUCCACUCAAGGUCAAACUGUGUGAAUAUCCUGGUGACCACCACGCAACUCAUCCCUGCCCUGGCAAAAGUCCUGCUCUAUGGCUUGGGCAUAGUCUUUCCUAUUGAGAAUAUUUAUAGCGCAACCAAAAUAGGGAAGGAGAGCUGCUUUGAGAGAGUAAUUCAAAGAUUCGGGAGGAAAGUUGUUUACAUUGUUGUUGGAGAUGGUGUGGAAGAGGAGCAAGGCUCAAAAAAGCACAACAUGCCCUUCUGGAGGAUCUCCAGCCAUUCAGACCUCAUGGCCCUCCACCAUGCUUUAGACCUGGAGUACUUGUAGCACUACACCGCCCCGUACGCCCUGCUCCGCCUCAGCACACCCUGCAGCCUUUUCCCUUCGCCCUCCAGCCCCGUCCGACGCUUUUCCGCAGACUCCAGAGUUCAGAUAAAGCCCCCUGCGCUGCUGGCGUCUGUCUUCCUUCACAAAAGGAAGAAAAGAAGAGGAGACGUUAAAAAGAAAAAGAGGCAGAGAGCACGGUUAAUGUGCUGACAUACGGUCACACUUCGUCUUAACCCUAAACUUUAAUUUUCUUUUUUUUUUUUUUUUUUCUGGAAGCGAAGGAGAGAGGUGAAUUUACGGCGCUGCAGCUGCUUGCCCUGGUUACUGUGAAUUGGCUGCUUUCUGAAGCUGUCAAAGUGUUUUACGGCCUCUGUUUGUGCCGGGACUCUGUCAGGGUUCACACCUGUGAGGAGAGCAGAGCUACUGACGGCUUCGCCCGCCUCGCCUAACCUCGCCACAGAACUCAGCUAACAGUAAACCACAGGCCCACAACUACUGGUGGGGACAGUUCUUCAUCCCUCUAGCUCUUCUCCCCUCUGCUCCUCACCUCCUGUCUCUUUUUGUUCCUUAUUUGUCUACCUACUUUUCAGCCUCUGUUGGUCUCCCAUCUGUCAUUGGACAGACAGACAAAGCGACUGCUCCUCUGUUAGCCUUUGGCCCAGGAGUCCUGUAAAUCUUAUUUAUGAACGGAGACUUUGUGAGUGGCUCCCUGCCACUGAGAAGGUACCUCGAUGACAAAAAGACUCGUGCCUUUUUCAAAGUACUAUUGAUUUCCACCACAGCGAGAGGAAGAAACGUUUAUGGAAGAAACAAAAAAAGGGGUUUUCUAAUAAUUUAAGAAAAUUACAAAAACUUUAUUUACAAUGCUGAGACAAUCGUGUACAGAGGAAAUCUUUUUGUGUGUGUAAGUUUGUAAUCACUGGACUAUUCCUUCCAAUAUUCAUUUAGGUACGUGCUCUUGAAAGGUGGCAAUGCUUUUUCAUUGAAGUAAAAAAAAAAAGGCAUCCCAUCGCACAUACGCUUGUGCGACGCCUGAAAGUGUUGAUGUGUUCAAGUUUUGUUCAUUAAACAAAUAUGUAGAUAAUGGGAUUUUGUGAUAAAUCAUUUUGUCAAGACCAAAAGCAUGGAUGUCAAGUGUCAAUGACCUUUCAUUUUAUUCUGUGAUGUUUCUCGUCCUUACAGGAAACUUCAUUCACAUCUUUAUAUAGCAUAACAGGUCCUUUUUAGAGUCAUAUUUCAAAGGGAAGAGGGUUUUUUUUUUUGGUUAUUCAGAAAGGUAGCUCACAUCUUGUGUCCUUAUGGCAUUUCACCAGCUUGCAGCCCUGACCCCAUAUAUUUGGAAACAAACUUAAUUCUACUAAGGGUUCUGGAUAUGGCAUAGAAGUAAGACAACUUCACACUCUCACUUUCUUGCCUCCUGAGAUCCAUUUUAAUGACACAUUUGAAUAAAUCUGAGAUAUAAAGCAGGCUUGAAUAGGUUUUAUUAUCUUUUAUACAAGCAGUAUAACAACUCUUGUACAGCAAGUAGUAAUUUUGUAUGAUGUAGUGUUUUUAUUUCGACGUUGAAAAUACAUUCUGUGUCCCGUUUUGAAAUAGCUGAAAUACAUGAAGCUCUUUUCAUGGUGCUUCUACAUCUGUGGAUGGGGAAACCAUAAUUAACAUUGAGAGAAAAGCCACUAAGUUUUGAGGGGUUUGUGAACAUACAGGACAUGUGCUAUCAACUGUGAAUUUUCUUAAACAGAAACCAACUCAUUGUGUUUCUAAUUUUUCCCUCCUUUGCACAUGAUCACUGUUGGCCUUUUACAUUUCAAUUUGGUUCCCGCUCUCCCCUCCCUCUGAACCCCACCUCCUCGACCCACCCUCACUCCGACCACAUUUCGUGAUCCUCCGAAAAACAACUUCUCCCCCCCGCACUCUGGGGUAUCUACAUAUUGCUGCUAGAUCAAGGUAAUGGUAGGUAAAUAGAGGAAAUGUUUUAUAGAUUCAUACAGCACGCUUUUUUUUUAUGUUGCAAUCUUAAAUGCAAACUGGAAAUACUUUACAGUACAUGGGCCUCAUUGUGAAACGCAAACGAUUGUUGUGUCUGCAAAAUAUGUGUACAGAUGUUUUUGACAUUAUUAUUUGAUUGUGUUUAAAUUAAUAAAACUGAUUUGUGAACUGUU
This is a messenger RNA of Sphaeramia orbicularis (orbiculate cardinalfish), 4291 nucleotides long. RefSeq names its product EYA transcriptional coactivator and phosphatase 1 (gene eya1). Gene Ontology annotation, molecular function: protein tyrosine phosphatase activity. Lineage: Eukaryota; Metazoa; Chordata; Actinopteri; Kurtiformes; Apogonidae. Bases 300 to 2129 code for a protein of 609 amino acids. Gene Ontology annotation, cellular component: nucleus. The record is from RefSeq and is a predicted model, not a curated record. The transcript has 18 exons. Gene Ontology annotation, biological process: positive regulation of DNA repair; multicellular organism development; cell differentiation.